Messenger RNA from Danaus chrysippus (African queen), 2310 nucleotides. NCBI's taxonomy places the organism in Eukaryota, Metazoa, Arthropoda, Insecta, Lepidoptera, Nymphalidae. The record is from the annotation of a GenBank genome assembly.
AUGGCUUUUUACGAAAUUGGUAGCGAUGUAUCUUCACAUAAUAUAACGGAUUUGUCAAACGACAAUAAUAUUUUAGAAGAUUUGUCUAUAAUUCCUUUAGAGAAAGAUAGUUUUGCAAUAUGUGAAUUGUGCGGGCGAGUGGGUCGCCGCGGUCAGUUCUACGCUCGUAAUAAUAAGUUCUGUUCACUAAGAUGUCAUGCCAGUAAUAAUUUAAGAAGGAGAUAUUGUAACUGGAGAUUCAAGUUGAUGGAAGGGACCGAACAUAUGGCAGGACUAAUCCCGCUCGAACCACUGCCACAGUUGCAGCACUGGCAAGCAAAUUUUAAUGAUCUCCAAGCAGGACCUAUUAAGCAGUCUGCCGCAUUAAUAGCUAACAGUUAUGAAUGGAAGGAUGAAUUAUUUGGGUGUGACUUCCUCGCUGCCCCCGUCAGUCUGUUCAAACAUGCACCGUUACAUGAAAUGUGGGAUAACACUUUUGAAGGAAUGAAAGUAGAAGUAAAGAACACAGACUGUGAAAAUUAUUCAGAAAAGCUACAUGAUUACUUCUGGGUAGCUACAGUUCUCAAGGUUAAAGGUUAUAUGGGUCUUCUAAGGUAUGAAGGUUUUGGCAGUGAUGAUUCUAAAGACUUUUGGGUUAAUCUUUGUUGUUCUGAAGUACAUCCAGUCGGCUGGUGUGCGACACGCGGUAAACCACUAAUACCUCCUCGCAGUAUAGAGGAUAAAUAUACUGACUGGAAAAAGUUUCUAGUGAAACAGCUUACAGGAGCUCGAACUUUACCAGCAAAUUUUUAUACUAAAUUAAAUGACAGCCUUGUAUCAAGGUUUUCUAUAGGUUCAAUCAUGGAAGUUGUAGAUAAGAACAGGAUUUCCCAAGUUAAAGUGGCUAGUGUAUGUGAAAUAGUUGGGAAACGUUUACACAUAAAAUAUUAUGAUAGUUCACCGGAGGAUAAUGGCUUCUGGUGUCAUGAGGACUCCCCAUUAAUUCAUCCUGUGGGUUGGGCGUUCAGAGUAGGACAUUUAUUAGACGCACCACAAAGUUACUGUCAAAGAGUAGCGGCAGGACGUCUAUUGCCAAAUGAUACAACAUCGGAUAUGUUUUAUAAGUACCCAACAAAUGAACCGCCUUUGUUUUCUGAGGGUAUGAAACUGGAAGCGAUAGAUCCAUUGAAUCUGUCAGCGGUGUGUGCGGCGACUGUGAUGCAAAUUUUGAAUGAAGGAUAUAUGAUGAUAAGGAUAGAUUGCUAUCCCGCUGACGCUUCGGGCGCGGACUGGUUUUGUUAUCACCAACGAUCGCCUUGCAUAUUCCCAGUGGGAUUCGCAUUAGCAAAUAAUAUAACUUUGGUGCCACCGGCUGGCAUGAGUAGGGAGCAGUUUAGUUGGGAUCAAUAUUUAAGUGAAUCGGGAUGUGUGGCAGCGUCGAGGUCUCUAUUCUCAGCCAGAGGUCACGUUGUGUCGCACGGGUUCGUGGCAGGCAUGAGAUUGGAGUGCGCAGAUCUAAUGGACCCUCGUCUCGUCUGUGUAGCCACCGUCGCGAGGGUAGUCGCUGAUUUACUCAAGGUUCAUUUCGACGGUUGGGGUGGCGAGUACGACCAGUGGCUAUGGGCUCAUAGUACUGAUGUGUAUCCCGUUGGAUGGUGUAGGGCUGUGGGCCAUCGUUUGGAGGGACCUUUACAACCGCCACGAGCUCGACGCCCUCCAGCCCGCCAACCGAGACCGACUCGUAGGAAACGAAGACCUGCGGCGAAGGUGUCUCAUCCUCCAAAUACUACAGAAGAAAGUUCACAGAAUUCGGAUAUGGGUGAAACAAAAAGUCUCUCACCACCAACUAGUAUGUCUGAAUCAGUUGAUACAGAACGCUCUGAAGAUGUUUCUGUUAAGAUGGAUGUUGAUACAGAAGCCUCGGAUAGUAGAUUGGCAGAUACUAGCCAAGAUAUUAUGACGGGAACAACAACAGACAAUUCUCAGGAUGUGAAUGAAUCAUCGCCCAAUGAUUCCCUCAAAAGUGUAGACGACAAAGUCAUACCCAGGCUAGUCAAUACCAGUGUGCCCUUAGAUAUUCUAAAUUCUGUUGAUCCAGAAAAUUGGACCACCGCCGAUGUAGCAAAAUUCCUUACAGUAAAUGACUGUCAACCAUACUGUGUUAACUUUAACCAAAUAACUGGACCUAUGAUGCUGCAACUGUCGAAAGAUGAAAUUAUUGAACUCCUAGAAAUGAAAGUAGGACCAUCACUAAAAAUUUUUGACCUAAUACAACAGCUAAAGUGCAAAAUCAAACAACCGCAGUGUAGAUUACUUGGAAGUUUUAAGUAG